AUGUGUUUCUCUGUGUCUCUGUGUGUGUGUGAGGCUCGGCACGCGAGGAGGGCAGACACCGCCCCACUCGUGAGCACGCAGCGAAGAGCUAUUAAGCGGGUGUAUGUUAUCUGCCGCCCCUCCCUCCUGGGCAUCGCUGUGCGUCGUGUGCUUCCCGUGGGUGAGCGGCCGCAGGCAGGGUGGCUGUCACGCGCGGCAAGUGUGGCGAUGCCAAUAAAGAAAAAGGAGGAGGUGUGCGGCAAGCCCACACAGUACAACCUCCAAACGUGCGAGUACGACUGGAAGUAUCUGCCGGACACGCACUUCGUCAUCAAGCAAGGCGUCAGACGCCGGGAACGGCCCUCAUUGUGGCCAAGCGCCCCAGCAAGCGUGGCCCGCAGCACGCCACGGGCACCGUCGCCCCAGGAAUCUCCGCCGCGGGAGAGGCCCCUCGCUGCUGCAACCCCGCCUUCGCCAGCACCGCCGUUGGUGGCGUCCCCAGCUGCCGCGACGCAAGGGCCGCAGUUCCCUCUCGUUCCAUGGUCGCACGAGGAGCUGCGUCAAAUGGUAUACGCAAACCAGUCAGAGGCGCAGCGGUCGUACCUGCGGAGCGGAGCCUGA
Trypanosoma conorhini is the source of this 600-nucleotide messenger RNA. RefSeq lists its product as uncharacterized. Lineage: Eukaryota; Euglenozoa; Kinetoplastea; Trypanosomatida; Trypanosomatidae. The record is from RefSeq and is a predicted model, not a curated record. The transcript has a single exon. The coding region runs from base 1 to 600 and encodes 199 amino acids.